AUGGCAAAGGCAAAGCCACCAACCGCAUCAGAACUCUACAUACAGAGAAGACAAAGCGAGGAAGAGGAAAAGUACCCCCUAUCAUGGGAAUACGAGCUUGGUGAACUCUGUGCUCCAAGUCACAGCCCUAUGUCCGAUCAGAGAGAUGUUUUUGAGUUCGAUGUACAAGUCAUGGGAAGCACAGGCGCGCAGACAGAGGAAGGUUCUCAGCCCAAAGUCGAUGCUCGGGAUUCUUGGCGAAAUAGAUGCACACGAGUUUUAGAGGAUAUUACUCGACGCGAUGCGGAUGGAACAACUUCAUCAUCAAAACCGUCAACCACCUCCCAAGGAACGACGCUAACUCCCGCCGACCCACAUCUCCGAAGACUUCAACGACUUCAGUCUAAGCAUCAAACCGGAGGACUACGCGCAUCGGAAGUACGAGAGAGGCUAAAGAACUUUGCCAAGAACCUUACGAGCUUUCCUUCGUCAAAUCUCAUAGCCCUCUGCGAAACCCCCAGCGUCGGUCGAUGGGGGGGCAGCAUCAACAUCACCCCAGACUUUCUCACCCGCUCCUCAUUGCCUUUCUCUGCCUAUUCUGCCGGGACGUUAGCCACUAGCAACGGCUGGCUGAGCAGCCUCCCCAUGUUCAAUGCUGUAGUCCUCGCCCUAUUGCAGAGGCAUCGUAAUAUGGGCGAGGUCACGUUCAACAAUGCGUGGAGUGGAGAUGAGGGUGAGGGCUUUGUGUCGGGCGACUCGUUCACCUCAUCUAGCCUGUCAACAGCUCACUGCCUCGACUAG
This is a messenger RNA of Laccaria bicolor S238N-H82, 780 nucleotides long. RefSeq lists its product as uncharacterized. The transcript is spliced from 5 exons. The record is from RefSeq and is a predicted model, not a curated record. Lineage: Eukaryota; Fungi; Basidiomycota; Agaricomycetes; Agaricales; Hydnangiaceae. Bases 1 to 780 code for a protein of 259 amino acids.